AUGGCUGUACUUUUCUCUCUGCCUACUACUGUAGCAGCACCACCGGUGGCAAGUUCUAGUCCUGCCGUGGCCGAACCGCAGAAAGUCGAUUACAUGAACCUUCAUUGCCCAAUUCCCUACGAGGAGAUUCACCGCGAAGCUCUCAAUGCUGGUGGAGGUAGAGGAUUGGGAGGAGGUGCAGACGGAGGUGGUUGUGGAGUAGGUGGUGGUAUAGGUAGUGGAGCUGGUUCAGCUGGAGGCUUUGGUGCUGGUGGUGGCCUCCACGGCAUGUAUUGUCAUCCAAAGAGGAGGCACAAGCAAGUAGUCUUGUCAAUUUUGACACCAUUGAGAUUUUAG
This is a messenger RNA of Fraxinus pennsylvanica, 336 nucleotides long. The record is from the annotation of a GenBank genome assembly. NCBI's taxonomy places the organism in Eukaryota, Viridiplantae, Streptophyta, Magnoliopsida, Lamiales, Oleaceae.